AUGGUGAAAACGCUUGACCUCAUAGAUGAGCAUAUGUCCAGCAGCUGCUACAUGGGCUUGGUGGGUGACUGCGGCUUGCCGCUCGAAGUUGACAGCGUCAUCCGUGCAACUGCUGUGAAGCAGAAGAUUGCCCAAGAGAAGAUCAAUGUGAUCGGGUGGGUCGACCUCACCAAAGUGGGGGUGCUGACCCAAAAGGACGUGAACAAGUUUGCGUCAUGGAGCGAGAAGUUGUUGGCCAAAAAUCCAAUUGGUAGCUGCGUCGUUUUGGCAUGGCCUUUGCUAGCUUCUGCUGCUGGUUGUGGAGCUUUGCGCGCCGACAUCCGGAAGCUUGAAGACAAGCUAGUUCAACACCGGAUCGAGUUGCGACCCUUCUUUCUUCCUGUUGACGUGAGCAACCUGAAUGGUAACAGGGAGAUGCCUGCUGGCUAUCAAUGGAACAUUUGUGUGCUGGAUUCGACAUUGCCCGCAAAGGGCACGGCUCAUCGCGCUAGCAGGGGAGCUGAGAAGGUUGACAAGUCCGACAUCAACCGAUUCUGUUCUAGCAAGCUGUGGUCGGCGCAGAUCUGUGGAACUGCCCAAGCUAUUAGUGAGCAGGAUUUCAUCGUUCCAGGUGUCCUUACCUCAGCGAUUUCUAGCGCAGAGGGCCGCCGAAACUACACCGAUGUCCAAGAGACUGCCCAGUGGCUCGGCGGAACAGACGUUCCAAGCAAGAUUUUGGAAGACCUCUUGAAAGGUGUCGGAUGCAAUGAGACGGUGGUUGUGAACGCCAUCCUGUACGACACAGCACUGGAGAAGGCCUGCCUGGACAAGAAGAUUCCCACUUGCUCCCAGUCAGACAAGCAGCAAGUGUUCACUUCCGCCACGAAGCUGAUGAAGCAACAUUUGCUUCAGUUGUGGAAGCAGCACGAUGGCCCAUUUGUUGAGAAGACCCCCAAGUACAAGCCUGAGGUUGGAGAAGAUGAGAUCCCUCGCACACCUGAAGGGCCAGCGUUCAGCUUGUGCCGGCUUGUUGACGGGGUUUUAGUCCUGCCACGGGGUUGCCGUCAAGAAUGGAUGACGGAUGCAGUCAGGGCACCAGAGUGGCGCAAGAUCGUGCAGGCGUUUGACCGCCACUUCUCAACGCCAGCAGCUGCGAAAGCUCCUCCGCAAGAGUACGCGGGCAAAAUCAAAGGGAAAUUUGCGUGGUGUCCAGAACUCACUGCGUACUUGGUUGAGCCUACUCCCCAAGCCGAUGACGAUGAUGGCAUGCCUCUGUACCAGCUAUUUUUGGAAGCAAGCCAGGAUUACAGCCUUGCAACCACCGACGCGUUCUUGACAUAUGGUGCGGGUGCCUGGCUGACCGAUAGCAAAGCUGAUCAGCUGGAAGUGCAGCCGAAGGCUCAAAAGCUGAUCUGGCGUCCCAACCAGGUUCAGUUCAACCAUUUGCGAGCGUCCAACGUUGCCUCCUUUUUUGCAGUUGACCAAAUGAAGAUCGGAAUGACGCAGGUGUCUCCAUGGCUCCAAGAUAGCCAAGAUGAUGGUCGUCCUGGCAAUGAGGGCACUGGGUUGGAGGACCUUUUUGGUGAUCCCUCACCAAAAACGAUCUUCAGGUGCCAACUCAGCUCUGAAAACCUCGCGGAGCUGUUGAAUCCGCCACCACCAGUGGCCCAAGAAAGCAAUGUCAAGUCCCUGGAGGAACUUGGUGGGAUCGACCCCUACGAGGCGCCAAGUGAGGAGACCAAGAUUGAAGAUGGUGGACAACCAGAAAAUGGUGAAGUUGGGGAGACCGCCAAAACCAUUGAAAUUGAGAAACCGGCCUCACCCAAUCCAGCGGGGCCACUGGCGGAACAAGUCUCAGCUCACGAAGCUGCUACUGCUAGUGAGGCUGACUCUGGGAACGCAAAGAAGCGCAAAAGGUCUGAGAGCGAGAUCUUGAAACACCGAGAAUCCUCCAAGGCAUGGCAUUUGAAAUGGGAAAAGAAGGGUGUUCCCAGGACCACGCCGCCAUCCGAAGUUGCGCCUUCUGAUGCUCUCCAGCCCUUGAAGGCCAUCAGUGGCGACAUGCAAUCUGUCAAGAACGUGUUCGUGAAGCACUGGUUUGAACACUACAAGGACGAGGUGAAAGAUGAUUCCCCAACUAUGAGGUUCAAGAAAGCCUCUGCAGCGUGGAUGGGUAGCGAUAUCCGGGCCCAAAUCAUGGCAGCCCGUACUGGUAGGCAGUACUAA
Molecule: messenger RNA, 2205 nt
Organism: Durusdinium trenchii
Lineage: Eukaryota; Dinophyceae; Suessiales; Symbiodiniaceae
Source: the annotation of a GenBank genome assembly